Molecule: messenger RNA, 4034 nt
Organism: Bacillus rossius redtenbacheri
Lineage: Eukaryota; Metazoa; Arthropoda; Insecta; Phasmatodea; Bacillidae
Product: retinol dehydrogenase 12-like
Exons: 7
Coding region: 121-1134 (337 amino acids)
Source: RefSeq, a predicted model, not a curated record
UUGUUAGGUGCAUUCUGGGAUGUUUCUUUCGUACUCCGGUAGUAGAUAAUACGUAACAAUUUUUGGUAAUAUCUCAUCCGUCAGUAUCCUUGUUUUCUUUAUUGCUGAUGCGGCAGGCUUAUGUGGCGAGAGUCGUGGCGGGAGUUAUCACAUCCUCUUGGGUUUGUCAAUUUAGCGAUGUGGCUGUUCAGCGGGCGGUGCAGGAGCCGGGCGCGGCUGGACGGCAAGACGGCAGUCAUCACCGGCUGCAACACCGGCAUCGGCAAGCAGACGGCCCUCGACUUCGUCCGCAGAGGGGCGCGCGUGAUCAUGGCGUGCCGGGACCUGCAGAAGGCCGAGCUGGCCGCCGAGGACAUACGAGCCCUCACGAAGGACGUGGAGGGCGCGGGUCGCGUGGUGGUGAUGAGGCUGGACCUGGCGUCGCUGGCGUCGGUGCGCGAGUGCGCCCGCCGCCUCCUGGAGACGGAGCAGCGCAUCCACCUGCUCAUCAACAAUGCCGGCGUGAUGGCCUGCCCCAAGGCCGUGACCGAGGACGGCCUGGAGAUGCAGCUGGCGGUCAACCACCUGGGCCACUUCUUGCUCACGUGCCUGCUGCUGCCCAGGAUCAUCAGGUCCGCCCCGGCGAGGAUCGUCAACGUGUCGUCCCUGGCGCACAUGGCUGGCAGCAUAAACUUUGACGAUCUGAACUCGGAGAAGUCGUACAGCGCCACCUUUGCCUACGGCCAAAGCAAACUGGCCAACAUUCUUUUCACCAAGGAGCUUGCGAAGAGGUUGAAAGGCACGGGAGUGACGACGUACUCGCUGCACCCGGGCGUGGUCGCCACCGAGCUGGGACGCCACUUCGACUCGACGUACUUCUGGGGCGUCACGUGGCUCUUCAACAACGUGGCGAGCCUCGUGACCAAGACCCCGGAGCAAGGCGCCCAGACGACCAUCUACUGCGCCGUGGAAGAGUCUCUGGCCGAGGAGUCCGGCUUGUACUACAGCGACUGCAAGAAGACGAGGCCCUCGGCCAAGGCGCGCGACGACGAGACGGCCCGCCGCCUGUGGGAGGAGAGCGCCAGGAUCGUGGCGCUGGGCGACUGGGACCCCUGCACCGCCGAGGACUCCGCCCCUCCGAGCGCGGCCCCCUGACGCGGCUGCACCUCUGCCGUCCCUGCUGUCCCGGGCGACACACGUCCUGGAACACCUCGACACCAACUCACGGCUUUACACACAUCCAACACUGCUAGCUGUCUUCGAACGGGUUCAUGAAGUAACGUGUAGAUAUCAUCAUGAGUUACUUUCCAUCGGUUGUAAAAAAUAACACAGUUACUUAGGAAACAUACACUCAAUUCAAUUUAUAAAUAUAAUGCACGGCGACUAUGGGCACAGCCAGCCAUAGGAACGGGAAGUAGCUUAUUGCCUUGGUUCAAAGUUUCAAUAAACUUCGUCUGCAUUAUUAUUGUAACGUUUUACUUACCCCAAUAUUGCAGAGAUCAGUCAAUGUGAUCGUUGUUUUGUGGUUUUAGUUGCAAAUAAUGCUGUAUCCAAUAAAACAGUAAUUGUUUUAAGAUAGAUAUAACCAAACAUAGGCAGUUUCAAUCGGGAAUAAACCAGAUUUAUAACUAUGAUUAUUUUUUAUCUAGGUCCAGUGGGUUAGUGUUUACUUUUUACAAUCAAACACAUACUCUCUUUAUAUUAUUUGUAUUGUUAUAUAGUUCACACUUAAUUUACAUUAUUCACGAUCUGUAAGCAUUACACAACCAUCACUUGACAUUACAUUUUCUUAUUUGCAUUUAAUUGGUAACCAUUAAAAUAAUUUUACUUAAUCCCCCCAUGACUCAUUUGAAACAUAGGAAAUGUUUCAUGACCAAAAUGACCAAUGUUUAACAAAGAAAACAUUAAUCACAACAAAAAUGCCACAGAUUUUCUGCAAUUAUAUAAAGAGUGUUUUUUCGCCUUAUUUUCAAGAUAACUGUUUGUAACUGACUAGAUGCUUUGAAUAUAGUAUAGAUUAUAUAUAUAUAUAUAUAUAUAUAUAUAUAUAUAUAUAUAUAUAUAUAUAUAUAUAUAUAUUCAAAGCUAGAUGCAAACCUGCAUUUCACAAUAUGGUUCACAUGUCUCCCAUGAAAACUCCAUCACCCAUAUCCAAUGUACAAUUUUCCACCCACCAGUCCACACUCGUGCAGGCAAUUUGUUUGCCAUAGUAAUUAAUGUGAAAAAAAAAAGUUUGUGAUAAUUUUUGGUCAAUAUGGAGAACUUAAAUACUAGCUUAUCUGUACUUUUGUCAUUUAUUACUGUUACAUACAUGAUUUGUACUGUUGUAUUAUGAGAAUGUGAACUUAGAUUUAUUAUUUUGUAUCACACUUUACUAAAUGUCAAAUAUAUUGUUUUAGUAUUUUUAAACAAUACUACUCAAAUUGAACCAAAAUUAAAUCCCUGUUUACCUUUUACAACAUAAAUACAGCUUUUCCGAGAAAGUUUUCUGCCGGAUUAUCAAAAUAUCGUAAUUUUUCUCAGCUGCUAGUUAAUCCAAGGAGAGGGGUCCAAUUAUUAUUAAAAAAGUUAAAAUAAGACUGCUUCGAAAAUUCAAGGCAUAAACACUUUGACAUAACCAAAAUAUGUCAAGACGCCCUGAAAUAAUAGUACAACUAGUUCGGUAAAGAUGCAUACCAUAGAAGAUAUACAGGUAUGUGUGAAUGAUUAGAUUUGCCAUGACGUUCAUCUGUAAUGACCAUUAGAGUGCAUUUGGGGCUCCACAACAAUUGCAUGCGACAAGUAUGAGAGAAGCAUCACACAGGUAACUUAUAUAGUUUUACCACUUAUCAGCCCUUGUCAUACGUAGCUUUAUAGGUGUUGCAUUAUAAUCUUGUGUAAGGCUGGGCGCAACUGGAAGGCACACGUGGGGUCUCUGUGGCUUGAGUUCGCUAGCGCGUUGCACUCUCACUGUAAUUUUUUUUUAAUGAAAAGAAAUAUUCAUGUAAAAUAACAGAUACUCGAGAAUUUUGUAAAUUUACGUGAAAACAACUGUAUCACUGCAAAAUAGUGUCCGCAGUAAUACUGAGUUCGGAUUCUUAUCUGGGCAUUUAUGGCUUUGUGUUGUCCCAAUAGCUCCCAUAGUUAAAGUUAUUUGUAAUCUGUUCCCUGAAUAGCUUUCCAGUACUAAAUGCGCACAUUAAAGAACACAAUUAAAUAAAUUAUAUUUAGUGAAUAUUUGAUUUAAGGUUAAAAAAAAUAUAUGCUUGAAUAAAAAAUUAAUUUUUCAUAAAUGCAAAAAAAAAAAAAAAAAAGCCAUGUGUUGUACACAUUUACAAUAUAUUACUGUUAGUUUUGAAAUUAUAUUUCUUGGCAACUGGUUCCCAUAGGUAUAUUUUGUAAAGGUAGGAACAUAAGAUUUUUUUCCCUGUGUGUGGUGACAGUCGCGGGUUAGAUCCCCAACACCGGCAUGAGAAAAACUUAUGAACACAGAGUCACUUCCAAGAGGUUCGAAGCCCACUAUAAUCUUGGAGGUCCUGUUGCCUUAAGAAUACGCGGGGAAUCGUGCGACCUCAAACACACAAAAAAAAAAACCAUGGACGUGAUGUAAUGGGGACAACAGUUUCGUUUGAUCGCUUUUCCAAUUAUUAUUUAUUGCUUCGAUGAUGUCUUCUUCAGUAAUUACGUCGUUCUCGGCAAGACGUGAGGCCUUGAAGCAAGAAUGUAUGUCAACUUAAGGCCACUGAAUAUGAAAAAUUAGAGUAGGUUUCUCUUCAAUCACGCAUUAGGACAUAAUAAUAAGCAGUAGUAGUAUAUAUAAUAUUAAUAAUUGGUACUUUUUAUUUUAUAAUUUUAGGGUUGCAAAAAAGCACUUAAGGGUAAAUGCACCAUUCCAAGUCAUUAUUUUAUUAUUACCUUUUAACAUGGUUAAACUUGCAUACUGUUUGAGUGGACGAACUUCAACAAAAUGAAAAAUGUGUGUGUGUAUAUAAAUGUAUAUAUAGCGUACCUUUUGCAUAAUUAGCUGGCAAAGUUCAAUUUUUAACAUUUUUGUGCAGUAUGUAUUAAAUAACUGA